Messenger RNA from Vidua macroura (Pin-tailed whydah), 1371 nucleotides. RefSeq names its product methyltransferase 3, N6-adenosine-methyltransferase complex catalytic subunit (gene METTL3). Gene Ontology annotation, cellular component: nucleus; RNA N6-methyladenosine methyltransferase complex. Lineage: Eukaryota; Metazoa; Chordata; Aves; Passeriformes; Viduidae. The record is from RefSeq and is a predicted model, not a curated record. Gene Ontology annotation, molecular function: mRNA m(6)A methyltransferase activity.
GAGGGUCGCGAGCGGUCUCUGUCGCGACAGGGUCGCGAGCGGGGCCAUGUCGGACACGUGGAGCUCGAUCCAGGCGCACAAGAAGCAGCUGGACUCGCUCCGGGAGCGGCUGCAGCGCCGCCGCAAGCACGACCCGCUGGGCGCCGCCGACCCCCGCCAUGACCUGUCCCUGGCCACGCCCCCCCGCACUGGCAGCCCCGCCCCGUCGGGCCCCACCCCGCCAGGCCCCGCCCAAGGGGGCGUGUCCUCGCUCGGCGCCGCCCCUGGCGCUGCCCCCUCCCCUCCCGGGGGUCCCGAGGGGGUCCCGGGGGAGCCGGAGCCGGACCCGGCGCUGGAGCGGCGCCUGCUGCUGCACCUGUCCGACCUGGCCACGCCCCUGCCCACCGACGCCGCCGCCAUCCGCAGCGCCAUCGCCGGGGGCGACGCGCAGGUGACGCUGCAGGCGGUGGAGAGCCUGCUGCACAAGUUCGCGGCGCAGGAGCUGAUCGAGGUGCGCCGGGGGCUGCUGCACGACGGCCCCGCCCUCGUCACCCUCGCCGACCACUCCAAGCUGGCUGCGAUGGCCGCGGGCGUGGCCGGCGGCGGGGCGGCGGCGUGGGGCGGAGCCGGGGGCGGGGCGGGGGGCGUGGCCGGGGAGGGGAAGGAGGCCAAGCGGUGCCGGCGGGCGGCGGCAGCAUCGGACGUGGACCUGGAGAUCGAGAGCCUGCUGAGCCAGCAGUCCACCAAGGAGCAGCAGAGCAAGAAGGUGAGCCAGGAGAUCCUGGAGCUGCUCAACACCACCACGGCCAAGGAGCAGUCCAUCGUGGAGAAGUUCCGCUCGCGCGGCCGCGCCCAGGUGCAGGAGUUCUGCGACCACGGCACCAAGGAGGAGUGCGUCAAGGCCUCGGGCGGAGAGCGGCCCUGCCGCCGCCUCCACUUCCGGCGCAUCAUCAACAAGCACACGGACGAGUCGCUGGGCGACUGCUCCUUCCUCAACACCUGCUUCCACAUGGACACCUGCAAGUACGUGCACUACGAGAUCGACACCUGCGCGGCCACACCCCCCCGCAGCCCCGCCCACCCGCGGCCACGCCCCCGCUCCCCGCCCCCGGCCACGCCCCGCGGGGCCCCGCCCGACGCGGGCGCCGAUCGCCUCUUCCCGCCCCAGGUAAGAAAAUAAAAUUUAAAAAAUUUUAAAUUAUUUUUUGGGUUUUUUUUUUUUUUUGGGGGUUGUUCGGGUGGGUUUGGUCGAGUUUUUGGGGUUGUUUUUUUAAUUAAACUAAUUAAUAACGGGGUAAUUAAUUGCCAAGCGGGGUUAAUUGUUUAAUAGGAUGUGUGUUGCUUUUUGUUAUUUAUGUAUUUUAUUUUUUAUUAUUAUAUAAAAACUGUAAU